AUGGACACGGCAGUCGGCGAACUAACGGAAUUGCUGCGGCAGGGCUUGAUAAGUCAGGUGACUUAUGCGGAAGGUUUGCGCGCGCUGAGAGCGAGGCCAGUAGCCGCCCCAAAAAGGGAGGAACAUGUCCCUGCCCCGCCAGAGCGUCCCAUCCAAGCGUCGGAGGCAGACGUCUCGAAAUAUAUACGCACACCAUUCGCUGUCGGUAACUACCUGAGAGGCUGGGUGAUAGAAGUAGGCGAUAAAGGUGGGAUUGAUCCCUCGCAAUUCAUGAGGGCUGUUAAGGGGGCCACAAAAAGGAAGAUAAGCGAGGAGAUUCUGGACCUCAAUGGCGUCAAGUUUCAGUUGGCUGCCAAUGUUAGAAUGCUGAAAGAGAGGAAUAAUGGAGAGGAUAUUGAGGCCACUCCCACCUUCUAUUCGGACCAACAGUCUGCCUUGAGGGCGACAGAUAUAGAUGAGGGGUUGGAUAAGGCUCAAGAGAAGAUUAGUAGGGGGAUUGAGAACUUCAUGAGGGAUGGCUCGGGGUGGGGAGUGGACAGGGUGAUCAAGUUCUAUCUCAACAUCGCUAGGUAUCAGCCGCUCCGUUGGGGCUCUUACAUCGAUUUACCCGUGCAUGUAAAGAGGAAAAAGGCAGUUGUUAAUGUGAAGAAUAAAGACGACCACUGCUUGCGGUGGGCCCUGUUGUCGGCUAAGUACCCGGCAGCCGAUCAUUCCGAUCGCAUUUCGCGCUACCUGCCGUUUCGGGAUACCCUGGAUUUCCGAGGGGUAGAUUCCCCGACACCUCUCAGUCAGGUUGGGACGGUUGAGGCCAAAAACGACUUGGCAAUCAAUGUAUUUGGCUACGAUAAUGGUGUCUAUCCUCUUCGUGUCAGUGAGGCACCUGCCUACCUGCAAAGAACCAACCUCCUUCUCGUAGAAAAGGGAGAGAGGCAGCAUUACACCUGGAUCAAAGACUUGGAUAGACUACUUCACGAUCAGAGUAAACAUAAGGAGCGUAAGCAUUUCUGUGAGAGAUGUCUUCACUGUUUCACAAGGAGUGACCUAUUGGAGGGGCAUAAGCCAGACUGUAAAGGAAUAGAUGGGAGACCGAUGAGGACCAGGAUGCCCGCGGAGGACCAGAAGAUGUUGAGAUUCGUAAACCACCACAAGCAACUAAAGGCACCAUACAUCAUCUAUGCCGACUUUGAGGCUCUCACGACAAAGAUAGAAGGAGCUGAGUUUGAUCCAGCCAAGAGUAACACACAGAAGACUCAGCACCACGAGACAUGCGGCUUCGGCUACGUUGUCGUUAGGUGCGAUGGCCACACCGAGGCCCCCGUUGUUUACCGUGGUCUAGACGCCGCAAAGAGGUUCCUGGAAUGCCUUGGUGAGGAGGAGGCCAGGAUAAAAGUUGCCCUUUCGCGACCUGCACCCAUGGAGAUGGCCACCGAUGACGUCACAUCACACCAGGCUGCCCAGGACUGUCACGUGUGCGGGAAACUCCUAGACGGGGACAGUGUGAGAGACCACUGCCAUAUCACGGGUAAGUACCGGGGUGCCGCGCACAAUGCCUGCAACCUGAAACUAAGAUUGAGCGCGAAAAAGACGCAUAUUCCUGUUGUCUUUCACAAUCUCCGAGGGUAUGACUCCCACCUCAUCAUGCAGGCCAUCAGUCAGGACGAGGGGCAGGUGGCCUGUAUUCCGAACAACAUGGAGAAGUACAUUUCCUUCAGCCUGCGGAGCCUUAGAUUCAUUGACUCUGCCCAGUUCUUGUUGGCCUCUCUUGACAGGUUGGUCAGUGCAUGCCCGAGAGAAGCCUUCGUGAUCACCAGGACCUUCCAACCUAACAACACCGAUCUACUGAUGAGGAAAGGCAUCUACCCCUACGAGUACAUGAGUUCCUGGGACAAGUUUCAAGAGGCUGAGCUGCCACCAAUUGAGGCCUUCUUCAGGUCUGAGAGGGGGCGUCUCAAUGGUCAGCAAGAGGUAUGCCAGGGCCAACAAUCCGUGGAAGGUUAUGAUCCUGGGAAGCCAAAGUCCCACCUUAUGUACCUGGAUGCGAACAAUCUGUACGGCUGGGGGAUGUCUCAGCCAUUAGCCACCGGAGGUUUCGAAUGGGUCGAUCCCAUCCUGGAAGAGGAGAUCAUCAACCACCCGAAUGAUGCGGAAAAAGGCUACAUCCUGGAGGUUGACCUGGAAUAUCCAGAGGAGCUGCACGAUUCCCACAGUGCGUACCCUCUUGCUCCAGAGCGACUGAGGGUGAAAGACGAGUGGUUGUCCGAGUACCAGAAUGACCUGCUGAAAGAGAUUGGGGGGUCUCUAGAAACAGAGAAGCUGGUGCCCAAUCUGCGGGACAAGCAACGGUACGUGGUGCACUACAGGAAUCUGAAGCUGUACUUGGGCCUUGGAAUGCGACUGAAAAAGAUACACAGGGCACUCCGAUUCGAUCAGAGGGCCUGGAUGGAACCGUAUAUCAUGCUCAACACCGACCUCAGAAGGAGGGCCACAAAUGACUUCGACAAAGACCUGUACAAGCUGAUGAACAACAGCGUGUUUGGUAAGACCAUGGAAAACGUGAGAAAGAGGGUUGAUGUUAAGCUGGUGAGAGCGUCAGAGGAGGACAAGUUGAGACGUUUGAUAGCAAAGCCGAACUAUGCCAGGUCGAAGAUAUUCGAUGACAACCUCGCCGCUCUUCACAUGCACGAGACAAAUCUCUAUCUGAACAGGCCAAUUUACGUGGGGAUGUUCAUCCUGGACCUGAGCAAGCUUCUGAUGUACGACUUUUACUACAAUCAGAUCAAGGUGAAAUACGGAAGCGGAGCCAACCUCCUGUACACAGACACGGACAGUCUACUGAUGCAGAUUGAAACCGAGGACAUCUAUGCGGACAUGGCAGGGGAAUCUGAUCUGUACGACACCUGUGAUUAUCCGCCAGAGAAUCCCUUGUACAGCACAAAAAACAAGAAGGUCAUUGGAAAGACGAAGGACGAGUGUGCGGGAGUGCCAGUGGCUGAAUUUGUGGGGCUGAGGCCAAAGAUGUACUCCAUCCGCAGGGCAGAUGCCAAGGAAAUCAGGAAAGCCAAGGGGGUGAAAAAGAAUGUGGUGAAACAGGAGAUACGUCACGAGCAGUACAAGGAGUGUCUGUUCGAAAAGAAGGUGUUCCAUCACGGCAUGAAUGCCCUCAGAAGCGAGGGACAUCACAUCUAUGGAUUGCGCAUCAAUAAGGUCAGUCUAAGUCCAAUGGACACAAAGCGGUGGAUUGCCGAGGAUGGCAUUCACACCCUUGCGUACGGCCACAAGGAUGCGAUACCUGCGGGGUCAGAUGAGAUGGAUGCUUACAUCGACGAGCUCCUGGCUGGGAUGUCAGACCCCAGGGUCAUGGACGAGUACGUGGAGCAGCUCCUCGCCGAGUUGUAG
This is a messenger RNA of Lineus longissimus, 3396 nucleotides long. RefSeq lists its product as uncharacterized. The record is from RefSeq and is a predicted model, not a curated record. NCBI's taxonomy places the organism in Eukaryota, Metazoa, Nemertea, Pilidiophora, Heteronemertea, Lineidae. Bases 1 to 3396 code for a protein of 1131 amino acids. The transcript has 2 exons.